AUGCAGAACCGCCAUCGUCCUGGCCAAAGUCAGUCCGUAGAAUCGUCACGGCGACCGGACAAAAAAUAUCUCCCAGUGUUAAAACGUCCACCACCUCUCUCCCGAGCCAACGUUAUCCUCGCACCAACGCAGAAGCUACCAUCCACAAAAGAGUCGCGGAGCUCCAGGGGCCGCUGCUCUUCCAUCAGUCUCCUACAGGGGGCAGAGCUGAUCAUUGCUGCUCUCCAUCACUGGACUGGGGCCUGCAGGAGCAGAGCCUGCGGGGAGAGGGGAGCCACUGUGAUUCAUGCGCUGAAAACAGCAGCAGCAAAUUUGGCGCAAACCCUUGACGUCACCGACACCGACCUACGGCACCCGCCUCCCCAGCUCGCUGAAUCGUCGGAUGGGAUACAACCAGGAUACAACCGAGGACUUUCUAAUCAGUCUGACAGCCUGCCUCCAUUCGCUUGUAAGCAGCGCCCUCUGCUGGUCGUUCCCGUCCCGUUUGCGGAGCUCCAGCGCGCACAGACUAACCGGGCCUUGCGUCUCCUCUCUCCCACGGGUGCCUCGUUUCCAUAG
Molecule: messenger RNA, 558 nt
Organism: Knipowitschia caucasica
Lineage: Eukaryota; Metazoa; Chordata; Actinopteri; Gobiiformes; Gobiidae
Source: the annotation of a GenBank genome assembly